Messenger RNA from Eutrema salsugineum, 3422 nucleotides. RefSeq names its product myb-like protein X. NCBI's taxonomy places the organism in Eukaryota, Viridiplantae, Streptophyta, Magnoliopsida, Brassicales, Brassicaceae. The record is from RefSeq and is a predicted model, not a curated record.
AUGGAGCUCGAAUUAGGAUUGAAAAUCACGAGAACGAGAGAGGAUGUAUCAUCUUCCGUCGAUUUUCGUUUCUCCAAAGACCCAUUUGGUCCUCUAGUGCUUUCUCAAGAAACCGAUUCAAGAUUCAUCAUCAUCAUUCAUCUAAAAGGAUUCAAAAAGAAAGGUAUUGAGAUUGAGAUAAACAAAGAGGGGAAUCGGAUUACGAUAAGAGGAAGAAAACCUGUUGAAGAAAUGGUUUUGAUUAGAUGGAUGGCAUGGAAGAGAGAAGUUGAAUUAAGGGCAUUCAGGAAAGUUUUCCUGAUUCCAGAUGUUGUUGAUUUAGACAUGAUCAAAGCCAGAUUUGACGAUAAUGAUGCGACUCUUACCAUCACAAUGCCCAAAAGAGUAAAGGGGAUUUCAGGAUUUAAACUUGAGCAAGAAGGAGAAGAAGAAAGAGUGGACUCUGGAGAUAAUGAAGUUUCUGACGGUGAAGAAAAGGGUUUCAGUGGAGGUCUGUGUGAAGAAAAAACUCAAACUGAGGAUGAUAACUUAGAAAAGAUUCAGCAGAUCAUUGAACAAGACAAGAUUUUGGAAUUCGCAGAAGAAGCAACAGUUGGUCAACAAGAUUUGGCUGAUUCAAAUACAGAGAGGGAGGACAGUAGCUUAAGAAAUCUUCCAGACAUUGUAGAACAAGGAAAUAAGGAAGACGUGAUGGAGAAGCAAGUUUCACAAGUAGAGACUAAAAGUGAUGACGUUGAAUCUACAGCAUUUGAGGAGAUUGAAGAACAAGAACCUGAUGAGGAGCUAAAUAGAACAAGUAAAAUCAGAGAAAUGGAAAAGAAAACGACUGAUGGUAAUGAUGAUGAUGAUGAUGGCUUGAACAAGGUUCAAGGGGAUGAAGAACCAGAGAGACACAACGAAGAAAGUGAAACAGGUGGUCAAGAGAAAGAAAAUAUUGUAAUGAUGGAGAGGAAAAAUAAGGAUGCGAAAGAAGAGGUUGAUAUGAAAAUGGGAGAAGGAUUCAGACCAAACAUUGAGAGAACACGAGUGAUUGGAGAAGAUGACAUUGCAGAAACUGAGACAAAAGCUGAGGAGUUUGAAUCAGAUAAACUGGUAGAGAAGAAAGAAGAUAAAGAAGAACAACAUUCUAAAGGAAAAAAACGACAAGAGAAAACUCCAGAGGCAGAGGCAAAUAUAGGGGAUGAUAAUCCGAAACCAGUUCAAGAGAGAUGUGAAGGAAAACACAAGACUCAAGAAAAUUCCCAUGAGGAAACAAAUAAUCAGCAAGAAGAGUACGUAGAGAAAACUGUAGAGACGGGGAAAAAGAUUAAUGAAUUUGGUGCAAGAAAGGUUCAAGAGUUGGAGGAACCUGCAAGAUGCGAUAAAGAAAGCAAGACCCGUGAAUUGGUGAAAAGCAAAAUAAAUAAUGAAGAGGAAGAGGAGAAAAAUAUUGCAGAAACGGAAAUAACAGAGGAGAAAGAACCAUAUAGACCAAAAAUGCUCGGUGAACAAGAAAUGCUCCAAGAACUAACUGAUGAGAAGAGGCAGUUUUUCGAAAAAUGGAAAACUCAAGGGAGGGAAGAAAAAAUUGCAGAUAAGGAAACAGAAUUUGGUGAUGAUGGUUUCAGAAAUGUCCGAGAUAUUGACCAACGAGAAUCAGAUGCCAAAGAUGAUUUUGACAUGGAAGAAAAUGAGAACAACAAGAAAAAGAAAACGAAUCUGAAGGGAGAGGGACAAACGAAUAUAUCAAAGAGACGACCAGUGGAACAAGAAAAAGUCCAACAACUGAAGAAGGUGGAGCGAGAAGAUGAAGAAAAAGCAGAGGUGGAGACAAAAGCCAACAAUGGUAAAUCAAGAAAGUUUGAAAAGGUGGAAUUGGAUGAAUCGGAAGAGAAUGAGGAACUGAGGAAGAGCCCUAAACCAGUGAAAGAGAAAACAAAUCCUCCUAAAAAAGAAUCAGAAGGAAAUGAGAAAAAUGCAGAAGAGGAGAUGCAAGAUAAGAUUAGCAGCAGAACUAAGGACCAAGAGAUUCUAGAAAACGGAGAGCAUGACAAGAUUCCAGAAGAGGAGAAGGGGAUGGCCGAUAUAGAAAGUGAAGAGAUGAAGAGAGUAGCUGAUGAUGUUAGCUCAAGAAAUGUUGAGAAAAUUAAAGCACAAGAAUCAGAUGAAUUAGAGAAACAGAAGAAACUAAGUGAGAUCCAAGAAAAUCAAUCAGUGGAAGAAAAUUUACAGGGAUACGGAGAAGAAGAAAUGAAUGAAGGAGGAGGAUAUAAGACAGUUCUCAAGAAAAAAUCUAUGGAAGCUUCAAGCCAGUCUCAUGAUGUUGAAGAAAUAGGAUCAGAUCAGACAGAGAGAUAUGCAGAACAAGAACAAAUCCAAGAACUAACGGCUGAAGAGGGCGGAAAAGAAGAAUAUCAUAUAAGAGAAGGAGAGCAUAAGGAGAAGGCGAUGAGAAGUCUGCAGGUGAAGUCGAAAGCUACUGAUGAUAGCUCAAAAAAGAAUGAGACUGAAGGACACGAAACAACUACAUUGGGAGGGGGAAAGAAAAAAGAAAAUAAUCAAGAAGUGGUGGAAAUAGAAACAAGUGAUCAGAGGAGAGAAGAAGAAAAGGAAGAGGUUGUUGAGAAAGCAGAGGCAAUAGAUGAAUAUGAUAGCUCAAGGAAGAUUGAAGAACAAAAGCCAGAUAAACUUGAAAAAAUUGGAGUAGUAGUGAUGAGCGGAAAACAUGCAGAAGCGGAAAUAAACAAUAAUAAAGAAGGAAACAGAGCAGGGGCAGAGACAAAAAUCAGGGAUGGUGGCUUUGAAGAAGAAAAAGAAGAAUUAGCAAUUGUGGUGAGACAGAAAGAACAAGACAAGAAGCAAUCGUUUGUGGAGAAGGACACAAGUGGUAAAGCAAAACAGAAUAAGACUCAAGAGGCAACGAAUAACCUUAAAGAUGAAGAAACCGCAAAGACAGAAACAAAAAGCAGGGAUAAUGAUUCAAGAAAGAUUCAUCAGACCAAAGAAAAAGAAACAGGUGAAGAAGAAAGGAUCAAAGAAUUGUUGGAAGACAGAACACAUUGUUGCAGAGGAAAACAGAACAGAGAAAAUGAGUUUGAAGAUGGCAGCUCGAAAAAUAUUCAAGAGAUAGGAAAAGGAGAAUCAAUCGAACCAGGAAGAAAUGAGAAACCAGACGAGAUCCAAGAACCGGUGGAUACAAACACAAGUGAAGAUGACGAAGAAGAGUUAGAAGUUGAAUAUGAAGAGUCAGAAGAAGAUUGGGAAGCUGAAGUGAUUCAAGAGAUGGAUUCAGAUGAAGAUAAUGAUAAAAUCAGACAAAUAAGAAGAAUCAAACUAGGAUUCGGGUUAGUUGCAGGAUCAGCAUUGUUUAUGUCACUCAUAGUCAUUGUUAUUCGUUUUGUUCGUUCCAAGAGAAAAAUAAGAUGUUACAAGUUCUAACCAAA